CAUUUCCACGCGUCACCAGUGGGCGCAUGUUUGUGCGCCGCGCACAAAGAGAGCAGAUCCCGUCGUGGGAUGCGCACAUCGAGAAUCGCCGCUCAGUGGCACCGCUGUCCUCCUUGCUUGCUGGCAGCCUAUCUCGUGGUGAGACAAUUGGGGGAGAGGAUCGAGGAACACCCCGCUAAACUGCGCUUUAGCACCCACAGACUGUGGAAUCGCGGCGUGGGGGGGAUUUGUGGAGGUGGACGCGCACCUACAGGGAACAGGAAAGUGAAGAGCGCACGGGAUUACAUCUUCGGGUUUACAGACAAGCAAAUGUUUUCAGCGCACUAGCGGACAUUGGAAUUACAAUUAAAGCAGUUUCAGAAAAAGAAAAGAAAAGCAUCAAAAGAGAAAUUAAAACUCUUGAAUCCACAAGGAGAGAAGUCCGUUCACAAGUAAUUGGAUGAGAGUCCCAUUAGCCUUCUGCAACUAAAAGAUGAUGUUCCCAUGGAAACAAAUUGUUCUGCUAUCACUCACAGGAUGCCUUGCAGCCUUUACAGACGAUGUCAUAUUUCAAGGGCCGAGAUUGAGGACGGAACCACUUGACCUCAUUUUGCCGAUCAACUCCCCCAACCGGCAGGCCACCAUUACGUGUGAAGCAGAAGGGAGCCCACCACCACAGUACAGUUGGUCACUAAACGGAACACUCAUUGAUCUGGAGAAUGACUACCGGCGUCGCAUGUCUGGGGGCAGCCUGAUCAUUAGCAACCUGGACAAGGACCAAGACAGCGGCAUGUACCAGUGUCAAGCCUUCAACACUCGAGGCACCGUCCUGAGCCGCAAGGCCAGCAUCCAAUUUGCAUAUCUCCAUAACUUCAAAACGCAAACAGUGAGAAGUACGGUCAAUGUUCGAGAAGGUCAAGGAGUGGUCCUCUUAUGUGGCCCGCCGGCGCAUUCCGGAGAGCUGACUUUUGCAUGGAUCUUCAAUCAAUAUCCCCACUUUGUCCAACAAGACAGCCGUCGCUUCGUCUCACAGGAGACGGGAAGUCUGUACAUAGCCAAAGUCGAACCCUCGGAUGUGGGCAACUACACCUGUGUGGUGAACAACACCAUCACCAAGGAGAAUGUGCUAAGCUCUCCGACACCGCUGCUCCUAAGAAAUGAUGGAGUAAUGGGAGAAUAUGAACCCAAAAUAGAAGUUCAUUUCCCUGACUCAGUGCCAGCUGCCAAGGAAUCACUAGUGAAACUGGAAUGUUUUGCUCUGGGAAACCCUGUCCCAGAAAUAAACUGGAGAAGAACAAGUGGUGUUCCCUUCCCAAGUAAAGUAAAAAUGAAAAACUCCAACGCUGUUCUGGAAAUACCAAAUUUUCAGCAGGAAGAUGCAGGAACCUAUGAGUGCGUUGCGGAAAACCGACGGGGCAAAAAUGCCGCACGAGGUCGCAUUUCUUUCCACGCUAAACCUCAGUGGUUUCAGACAAUGGCCGACACAGUUCUGUCCAUCCACCAAAAGCUCUUCUGGGAAUGUAAAGCUAAUGGGAAGCCAAAACCGUCAUACAGCUGGCUCAAGAAUGGAGACCACUUGAUCACAGAGGACCGGGUGCAAAUCGAAAAUGGGGCCUUGUCCAUAGCUGCGUUAAACCUGUCAGAUUCGGGAAUGUAUCAGUGUGUAGCUGAAAACAAACACGGCGUUAUUUAUUCCUCUGCCCAACUAAUGGUGUUAGCAUCACCUCCCAGUUUCUCCAAAAGCCCAUUAAAGGCCCUGCUAAAAGCUCGCUUAGGUAGCGAAGUCACCCUUGAAUGCAAGCCCCAAGCCUCGCCCCCGGCAAUUAGCCUGUGGAAAAAGGACAACGAGAUGCUGCAGAGAAAUGAAAGAAUUACGCUAUUUUCCAGUGGAACGUUAAAGAUUACUAACGUAACCAGAAGUGAUGCCGCCAGCUAUACGUGCAUUGCUAAGAAUCAAUUUGGGUCGGCAAGUACGACUGGAAGGCUGCUCGUUACGGAGCCAACCCGAAUCAUUGUGAAACCCACAAACAUUGAGAUUAUUGUUGGCGAGAGCAUCGUGUUGCCGUGCCAGAUCGCCUGUGAUCCAGCUCUGGAUGUCUCUUUCUCAUGGACAUUUAAUGGCCAGCUCAUCGACUUCCAGCAAGACAGCGAUCAUUUUGAGAGAGUGGGCAGGACUGUAUCGGGGGAUUUGAUGAUUCGUAACAUUCAACUGAACCACGGUGGCAAGUACGUCUGCGUUAUUGACACCGAGGUUGAGAAUCUUUCCACUUCCGCCAUUCUGGUUGUUAAAGGUCCACCGAGCCCUCCAGAUACAGUGACGGUGGAGGAAAUCACAGACAGCACGGCACAGCUCUCCUGGACUCCCGGAAGGGACAACGGCAGCCCCAUCACCGGUUACAUCAUCCAGGGUCGGACGCCAUUCACUGUGGGCUGGCAGGCCGUUGAGACGGUGCCUGAAGUGGUAAAUGGCAACACACUGACUGCGACGGUGGUGGGGCUCAACGCUUGGGUGGAGUAUGAGUUCAGAGUAGUGGCACGCAAUAAUGUGGGCCUUGGAGAACCCAGUCCAGCCUCAGCCAAAACCAGGACAGAGGAUACCAUUCCUGAUACAGCCCCCACUGAUAUCGGAGGUGGAGGCGGCACAAAGUCUGAAUUAGUGAUAACAUGGGAGCCUGUGUCCGAGGAAUUGCAGAACGGCGAGGGCUUCGGUUAUAUCGUGGCCCUCAGGCCCGCCGGCACGGUGACUUGGACACGAGCCAUCAUCUCCACGCCCGGCGUUGCGCGUUACGUCUUCCACAAUGACACCAUCCCGCCGUUUUCCCCGUUUGAUGUGAAAGUGGGAGCUUUUAACAACCGAGGGGAGGGGCCCUUCAGCUCCAUCGGCACCGUGUAUUCAGCAGAGGAUGUCCCCAGUGUAGCCCCGAAGAGGGUUGUGCCGAGGAUUGUGUCUGCGACGCAAAUGGAAGUGAUCUGGGAACCUGUUCCAGCCAUUCCUGAAAGAGUUCUUGGGUAUGAGGUCAUGUACUGGGAGGACGACACCAAGCCCGACACUGUUGGCAAAGUACGCAUCUCGGGAAACGACACGGUUGUUAACAUCACGGGGCUGAAGGCGAAUACAGCCUACUAUCUUGCAGCGUCCGCCUGCAAUACGGCUGGCCCCGGGCCACAAUCGGUGCCGAUCAACAUUACCACAAAGAAACCACCUCCUGAUCGGGCUCCUCUCAACGUACAAUGGUCCAUGAUUGGCUCCACGCUCUCACUGCAAUGGGAUCCUGUUGUAGCCUUGGAGAAAGAGUCAAAAGUCACUGGAUACGUGGUGCUGCUGAAAAGGCACCGUCAUAACGAUAUGAACUAUUUUGUCACCAAUAAGACCUCCAUGGAGCUCAGCCUGUCCAGCAAUGACAACUAUCUCAUUCAGAUCAAGGCCACGAGUGAGGGCGGUGAAGGUGCUGGCAGUGAACCCAUCCACAUCCACAAAUUAAGUAUGGGAGCACGAGGCUCAGGGGCAAACUGUCUGAACCCAUUCGACCUCUCCGCAACACUCAUCAGUGCACUGCUCUGCUUUAUUUGGUGAUGUCUAAUCAGAAGCUCCAGUACUCCCGACAGCCCCUUGGAUCUGCCUGUCCGAAUGUUAUCCCUCCACUGGAGGGCCCAGGGUUCGGCAAUAGGCCUUGGGGAAUCCUUGAAAAGGCGCAACUGUUACGGGGUACAUAUCAGUCGAGACGUAACAAUUUGAGUGCAUGAUACCGUCCAAGAGUUCAUUUGGAGUUGUAAGUGCCACCACGCUGUUUCAUUUGCAAGGUUGUGACAUUGACAUGACUUGUCCAAAGUGUCUGUAAAAUAUAUGAUUGCCUUAAAAUCGAUUUUAUGAAAAAGGAGACCUAUUGAAUCGUUGAAAGAUGACCACUUUUUGAUUGCAAUUGUAUUACUAAUUGAUCAGUUAUGCCCCACACCAACACGAUUCUGCAUCCUAAAAUAAGAAUCAAUCUUCCGUCCAGCUACAGACUCGUGUGCCCCAGGCCUUUCUCUACAAUACCGUGAAAGAUGUUGCGACUUUCUCCCCAUCUCAUAAACCUUAAAUAAUAAAUGUCCAUCGCACUCGGCUUUCUCGGUCUGGUGAAAAGGUUGGUUUUCACAGAGGCAUGUGCUACCAUGUCAGACAAAGCCCAUGUGUAUUGUUCUUUGACUUUUAGAUGACCUACAGUAAGUUCUGUAUUUCACAACAUCGAUGAUUGCCUGGCCCAGGGCUCAACAUGGACGAUACCAUUGACAGUGCCUUCACUUGAGCUCAAACUUAAAAGUUCUUUCCGUUGCUCAGACUGCACAUUGCAGAAAAGUCCUCAUCCGCUUUUGCCCACAAAAUUAUCAUCAUGAUCAGGUGGAAAAAUUCAUGCUUUGAAAUUGUAGUGAAGAUGUCAAUUUGGUUAUUGAUUAUAAGGUAUCGUAUUUUCCGCACUAUAAGGCGCACCUAAAAACCUCCAAUUUUCUCAAAAGCCGACAGCGCGCCUUAUAAUCAGGUGCGCCUUAUAUAUGGA
Messenger RNA from Syngnathus acus (greater pipefish), 4514 nucleotides. RefSeq names its product contactin 3b (gene cntn3b). NCBI's taxonomy places the organism in Eukaryota, Metazoa, Chordata, Actinopteri, Syngnathiformes, Syngnathidae. Gene Ontology annotation, molecular function: cell-cell adhesion mediator activity. The record is from RefSeq and is a predicted model, not a curated record. Gene Ontology annotation, biological process: cell-cell adhesion; brain development. The coding region runs from base 473 to 3553 and encodes 1026 amino acids. The transcript has 23 exons.